Rubroshorea leprosula is the source of this 1109-nucleotide messenger RNA. NCBI's taxonomy places the organism in Eukaryota, Viridiplantae, Streptophyta, Magnoliopsida, Malvales, Dipterocarpaceae. The record is from the annotation of a GenBank genome assembly.
CUCUCUCUCCCGGACCCUCCUUCUCUUCAAAUAAGCCGGCGGCCACCCCUCAAACUGCCGGCGAUAGAGCUUCUCUGUACCCCAAAACCUCUUCCUCCUUCCUCGCCGACCCUUGGCUUCUCUCUCCUCCUUAGGUUUCGUUUUCUUGCUCACGCCAGUCAUCGGCCUCCCCAUUCCCGCUACAUGGCUUUUUCUUCUUCAACAUGCCGGCAGCUAUAUUCCCUUCUCCGAUCACCAUCGUCACCAUCAAAGCUUUUCAUCUCACCAUUCCUUUUCUUUCUCACUUUUUCUGCUCCGUGAAGACUCUUCGUUGUCGCAAAUUCGCCAGCCACUUCCUUGAUUUCAGCUUCCAUUUUGUUCUAGAUUUAUGGUCACCUAAAGGAAUCAAGGGCGAGUGAAUCUCAAAAGCAACAAAGAUGCGCCCAGAUCUGCAGAUCGAUGAUGGUGGUGAUGUUUUACGCGCAAUGGCGGCGACUAUCGGAGAACAACAGCUCAACAGUUUGUACUUGAAUUGGCCGGAAAAUUCAUGUGCAAUCGAAAAGUCAGUCCACGUGCUUGAAAAGAGACGAGGCUACCUCUCUUGCAGAUCAGCCCAAAACUCUUAUCAUCGGGCCUUCCGCAACAGAUGUGAAUUGGAUUGGGUAAAAUUCGGAUUGGGUAAGGCUUAGGUCCAUUUUUGGUUUAGAGUUAGGGCUUGGUGCUGAGUAGACAGAUAGGGUUUUUCUGAGGAGUAUAAAUAGGGAUUUUAGGAGCACAAAGGGGGGAGAGGUCUUUGUUUUGUUUUGUGUAUUGAGAACGGCGGCAGAAAAGAGAGGAGUUCUGCUAGAGGGAGCCGGUGAUUUGGGAGAAGAUUUGGGUCUACCUUUGUAGGUAAUUUUCUGAACAGAGGAGUUUUCUGGGAACGGUGGUGAAGGGGACGAUGGAAGCCUGGUCUCGUGGGUGGGAUCCCUCCCAUUAGAUCCGGAUCUACUUUUCCUAAAAAAACUCUGCCGUGGGUGUGUUGCUUUGUUGUUGAUUUCUUUUUUUCUUUUUUUUUUUUUCUGUAUUUUUCAUUGAAUGUUCAAGGUUGUAUGUGUUUCUUGAGAAAUGAAUGAAAGAUCAUAGAUUUC